CAGUCUCUCUCUUAAAAUAUUCUCUCGUGCUUUCACGACUGAAGAAAACAACAACUUCUCUAAACCUAAAAACGUAAAGAAAGAGGAGGCAUAAAUACUUCUCUUCUUCUCCAAAAACACUGUCAGAUUCUCUUUUCUGUGUUAAUCUCUCUUUGCUCAUUCGCAAAGAGAUAAAUUAGACGAAAAAGGGUUAUUUAAAUCUCGGCAAGUAUGAGUGUUGUUGGAUUUGAUUUUGGUAACGAGAGUGGCAUUGUUGCUGUAGCAAGACAAAGAGGUAUUGAUGUUGUUCUCAACGAUGAAUCAAAGAGAGAAACACCAGCAAUUGUUUGCUUUGGUGAUAAACAAAGGUUUAUUGGGACAGAUGGAGCUGCUACAACUAUGAUGAACCCUAAGAAUUCGAUUUCUCAGAUUAAGAGAUUGAUUGGUCGUCAAUUCAAUGAUCCAGAGCUUCAACGUGAUAUUAAAGCUUUGCCUUUUUCAGUUACUGAAGGUCCUGAUGGGUAUCCUUUGAUUAACGUGCGAUAUUUGGGAGAGUCUAGGGCUUUUACUCCAACCCAAGUUCUGGGGAUGGUGUUUUCAGACUUGAAGGUUAUUGCAGAGAAGAAUUUGAAUACAGCUGUUGUGGACUGUUGUAUUGGAAUACCAGUUUAUUUUACUGAUCUUCAAAGAAGAGCAGUUUUGGAUGCUGCAACCAUUGCUGGCAUGAAAGUUUGA
Molecule: messenger RNA, 714 nt
Organism: Papaver somniferum (opium poppy)
Lineage: Eukaryota; Viridiplantae; Streptophyta; Magnoliopsida; Ranunculales; Papaveraceae
Product: heat shock 70 kDa protein 14-like
Exons: 2
Coding region: 211-714 (167 amino acids)
Biological process (GO): protein folding
Cellular component (GO): nucleus; cytosol
Molecular function (GO): ATP-dependent protein folding chaperone; ATP binding
Source: RefSeq, a predicted model, not a curated record